CCUAGCCCGUUGUUCAUAGAUGUAAUGUGAUAGACAAGAAAGCGUGUUUCUGAGGUAGGACGUGUUUAGGACCACCACCAUGGCUCGUGUUCAAAUAUGGUCUGCAUUGGUGUCCUUGGUUCUAGUUUCCAGUGUACAGGCCUCGAAAAUCUUACUUUUAUCAGCCCCUACAUAUAGCCAUUGCGCAGAAGUGAGCAAUGUCGGCCAAGAACUUGUCAACAGAGGGCAUAACGUCUCUAUACUGUUUAGUAAGACGUAUAAACACAAAAACUGUCACCUGAAGGGCGCCAGCGGAACAAAGCAAAUACACACAAUUCUGAUGACCCCAGAGGCAGAUGUCCAGUCCGCGGACGAGAUGACCCAGAACAUUUCCUCCUCUUUGCUGGAUGGGAAGGAUUUCUCCAUCAUAACACGUUUGGGAACUAUGUCAAAGCUUGUCCGUUGUGUAUGCAGUAAUGUUUUAUCAGACACCAAAACGCUGAGGAAUUUAAGGGAUGAAAACUUUGACUUGGUUAUCUUGAAUGGCGCUUUUGUGAGUUAUUGUUUCUUUGUGGUACCCUACGUCAUGAAUAUUCGGUAUGUGGCUGUGAGUACUCUGUUUGAGGAUUUCGUCAGUGGCAGGCCUUUCUUGCCGAGCAUUUCCCCCAACCUUCAGUCGCAGUAUACCGACAGCAUGACAUUUUUCCAAAGGCUGCACAAUACCUUAUCUUAUGUGGGCUUGCAUCUGAUGGGCCGAUAUCUAAUGCCGAUGGACCUAGUGUCUCCCCUAGCUCCAGAGUUGUCAAGACACGACAUCAUCAACAUGGUAGCGAAGUCAGAAUUGUUUCUUUACAACUACGACACUAUUUUAAGUUACCCACUUCCCCAGAUGCCCAACCACGUGAUGAUUGGCGGAAUCGCAACAGGUCCGGCACAGCCUCUGACUGGAGAGGUUAAGAAGUAUUAUCAAAAGUCCUCAGAUGGCGUUGUCUUGGUCACAUUUGGAGGAAACUCAAUGGACUUUCCAGAAUCCAAAGUGAAGGCUUUAUUACGGGUGUUUAAGAGGUUAAAAUUAAACGUACUGUGGAAGUAUGGAGAUUCGCGGCAAAAUGGAAACGUUAAAGUGAUGAAGUGGGUUCCGCAGAACGAUUUACUUGGUCACCCACAGACAAAGGUUUUCGUCAGCCAUUGUGGUAAUAACGGAGUUUUCGAGGCUCUGUACCACGGUGUUCCACUAGUGUGCACGCCAAUCAUCGGUGAUCAGUUUUUCAAUGGAGUUCGAGUAGAGCACUGGGAAGUAGGCAUCAUGGCUCCUUUGAUGGGGUCAACAGAGGAACAACUUUACAACGCCAUAACGGAAGUUCUUUCCAAUUCGAAAUACAUGAAGAAUAUGAGAAAAGCUUCAGCAAUGUUUCACAGUCAGUCAAAAUCGCCACGAGAGAGAGCGGGUGACGCUAUAGAGUAUGUGUUAAGGUUUGGUGGGGAUCACCUGAGGUCACGUGCUUCAGAUAUGAGUGUGUUUACUUACAUGGGUUACGAUAUAGUCUGCUUUACAUCAGCCUCUGUUAUUGUCACCGUUCUUGUCUGUGUUAAAUGUGCAAAGCGUCUGUCAAAACGCUUUUGUCGACGAGCUGCAAAGAAGCAGAAAACAAGCUAGAUAUGUAUUUUUCAUAGUUUGUGGAUAACAAAUUGAUUGAAUAUAUUUUCAGUGAGAUAUGAGAUUGCUGUAUUUGUUUGAUUGCCUUUAUUGAAUUUGCCUGUACUGGUUGUUUUCAUUAUGAAACCCAUUCCAUGAUAUAUUUUUAUAUUUCGGGGUUCUAGCACCCGUUUUGGGCCAAAGUCUGUGAUGCUUUGACCUAAGAAGUGUAAAUAAGAAUGAAAUUAUACUACAUGAAACAAAUGAAUUAUCAAACAGAAUUGUGAAGGUUAAGAAAUGGCCUGUUGGGUAGAACUGAAGUGCUUUUUUGUUAGGUGAUAAAAAGUAUUGUGCAUGUAUCAGGCCUCUUUUGACAGUGUUAAAUUCAAUUGUGGAGGGAUAUGUUAUCAUAAACUAGAGAAAGUUUUUAGCUAUGGCUGUACGCAAUAAAGUUUGUGGUUCUUUCCUUAUAGAAAGUAUAUAUGUAAAUGUAUUGAUAUUUAAGAUAAUAUUUAUUUUAAUAUUUCAGUAUUAAAUUAGUAAUCGUC
Molecule: messenger RNA, 2163 nt
Organism: Liolophura sinensis
Lineage: Eukaryota; Metazoa; Mollusca; Polyplacophora; Chitonida; Chitonidae
Product: UDP-glucuronosyltransferase 2C1-like
Exons: 2
Coding region: 80-1636 (518 amino acids)
Molecular function (GO): UDP-glycosyltransferase activity
Source: RefSeq, a predicted model, not a curated record